Molecule: messenger RNA, 2904 nt
Organism: Triticum urartu
Lineage: Eukaryota; Viridiplantae; Streptophyta; Magnoliopsida; Poales; Poaceae
Product: zinc finger protein STOP1 homolog
Biological process (GO): regulation of gene expression; anatomical structure development
Cellular component (GO): nucleus
Molecular function (GO): DNA-binding transcription factor activity
Source: RefSeq, a predicted model, not a curated record
AUGCCACCACGUUACGAUGGCGCGGCAGACUCAGCGCCGUUCCUGCUAGCGUACGAGGAGGCCGUCCUCGAAGCCGGAGGGGACGACAAGAUCAUGGCAAACUUGUUCCCCCUGGCCCUCACCGGCGAGCCGCGUGACUGGCUGCUCAACCUCCCGGGAUCCACGCUGGCGUCCUGGGGGGAACUCCACGACCUCUUCGCUGUGCGCUACGCGGCGCCGGCACACCACGCAGUCGCGGCACUGCUGGGCGGCUCCCAAGAACCUCCUUCAGAUCGUCACGUCAAGCCUUUCUUCUGUCAGAUUGGGGCAGCCUGCAAGCGCCCGGGGGCUCCACCGGGUUGGGCUACGCCGGAGGCCGACCUCACCUUCGACUCGCAAGACCACCCCGGCUCCAUCGCGGGCUCCCGGAUGCUCCCGAUGCUCUGCACACCCACCAUCUGCAACGUGGCCGUCAUCAAGACCCUCGUCGACGGCGGCACCGGCCGCAACCUGCUCCCCGUGGAAGCCUUCAACCUUCUUCAUGUGCCGCUCGAACGGCUCGGCCUCAGCAAGCCCUUCACAGGAGGGGACGCCAAGGAGGCCGUGGCGGCGCUCAGGCUCGCCUUCAAGACCGCGGCAGCAACACAGCUAGCCGGCGUCGUUACACCUGAGGCCAAGGAAACCGCGCCCACCAAGAAAAAGCAACUAUUCAGUCAAGAAAAGGUAGAGACCAAGCAGGUGCCGGUCAACGAGGACGGGUCUUCAAGAGCCACCUUCACCAUAGGAACCGGCCUUGAUCCAGGACAAGAAGAAGCUUUGCACGACGAGAAGGUCUCCAACAACAUCGUAGAAUACGAAGGCCUCAUAGUUGGCCUGAGGGCCGCGGCGGCUCUAGGGGUGAAGCGCCUCAUCGUCAAAGGUGACUCGCAGCUCCUCGUCAACUAUUCCAACGAGGUGUAUGAGCCGAAGGACGAGCACAUGGAGGCCUACCUCACAGAGGAACUCCCGCAGCCCCCGGCCACGGGAGCCCCAGCCUGUGGCCCCACCUCAGGAGCUCGGCUGCUCUUGGCGCUCAAGCCCCGGGAGGAGUGCUGGAUCAAGGAAUUCAAGGAGUACCUGAUGCACGGGACGCUACCGGAGAAGGAAGAGGAUGCAGGGCGCGUGGCCCGGCAGGCCACGGCAUACUGUAUCCAAGACGGCGAGUUAUACAGGAGACGAUUGAACGAUGCAGCUGCUGCCAUUCGUCUUUCCCCUCCUUCCACAUCCCAGUCUUCUCCACCCACGCCACCAAACCCCCGAGAUCACGCGAGCUAUAUAUACUGCAUAUUCUCCCGGCCCUGCAAAGCGAGGCCUCUAUUACUUACUGAUAUACCCGCCGAAAUCAGGAUGGGGCUGCGGACCUGCGGCGCCAUGGAAGGUGAGCACGUUGUCGCCUCGCCUUUCUUCGAGUGGUUGAAGCCGCCGCCGGCGUCGCCGUCCUCGUCGAGAUCGUCGUCCACUUUCUCGUCCUCGUCGUCGUCUAUGGCGUCUGGGCACCAAGAGGAUCGCAGCAGCGUGGCAUGCUUGCCCCUGCUCCGCAUGCUCGAGGAGGGGAAGGGGGCUGGUGGUGACCAUGAGCACCCUGCGCCUGCGGUCAAGGAAGAGAUCAUGGGCAGCGGCGCGGCCGGGGUGCUGGGGCCUGGCGUGGAUCUGAAUAUCGGCUUGCCGGUUGGUGGAUCUUGCGAUGAUGACAUCAUGGAGGAGGAGGAGGGCCAGGAGGAAGAUGAUGACCACGACUGUGACGAAGAGGAGGAGGAAGAGAUGGAUGAGUUGAAACCUACCCAUGGAGCUUGCAAGGUGGAGGCAGAGGAGAAAGAGGAGCACGGCGAGCCGGUGGUCUCGGUGGAAGGAACAAACAGCGUCAGCAUGCCGGAAUUCGGCGUGGUCGGAGCAGAGGGCGGCGUGCCCAUGGGCUGCGAGUACUGGAUCCCGACGCCGGCGCAGAUCCUCGUCGGCCCGGUGCAGUUUGUCUGCCAUGUCUGUAACAAGAGCUUCAACAGAUACAAUAACAUGCAGAUGCACAUGUGGGGCCACGGGCGGGAGUACCGCAAGGGCCCGGAGUCGCUCAAGGGCACGCAGACGCUGGCGCUGCUGAAGCUGCCGUGCUACUGCUGCGCCGCCGGGUGCCGGAACAGCGUGGCCCACCCGCGCGCGCGGCCGCUCAAGGACUUCCGCACUCUGCAGACGCACUACAAGCGCAAGCACGGCGCCAGGCCCUUCCGCUGCCGCCGCUGCGCCAAGCCCUUCGCCGUCAAGGGCGACUGGCGCACGCACGAGAAGAACUGCGGCAAGCGCUGGUUCUGCGCCUGCGGCUCCGACUUCAAGCACAAGCGCUCCCUCAACGACCACGUCCGCUCCUUCGGCGGCGACCACCUCCCCGUCGCCCUCGACGGCGCCACCGCCCCCGCCCCCGCCGAGGACCGCCGCAUCAUACGCUUCCAACGGUGAGAUCGUCGACCGGGCCGUACGUCUAGCCGAUCGUACUACAUAGUAGUAGAUCAUAUUCACGCUCGUAUAUACGCAUGCAUCAUGCAUGCAUGCUUGAUUUCAUCAUACAUGCAAUGCGUGCAAAUGCAAGAGGAGCAACGAGGUAAGUGAUAGCGCAAUAAGGGGGGUUCUCGACCAGUUGCUAAAAGCUGUGAAGUAGCUGAAUUUUCUUCAGCCGGACUGUGGGAGCUGCAGGCAGUGCUAUUAGCUAGGCUGUCAAUGCAGCUUUGUAAUGGAGAAAAUUUAUCAGCUUCACAGGCUAACUAAACUGGUUAUUUGGACCUAGUACUGUAUACAUAGCAUUUUGAACAUGAGAGAUAGCAAUUUAUGAGUACGUACAUAACGUUUACUUGUCUGUUGUAAUCUUUGAAGUUUUUGAAUUCUCAUUACUGCCAAACC